AUGAUAAAAAUAACAACGGGUAUUUCAAUUCAUGUUCAACCACAGGAAAUUACACUUACUAUUGGUGAAGAUAAAACUGUUCGAUUUUAUACUACUGAUAAUUUGCCAUCAGCUGUUGAUAUUACAUUAAUGCGAUCAGAUUCAUUCGAUGGUACACCACACAUUUUCCAACUUGAUAAUCAGACACGAUCAGCAAAUGUUGUGAUAACAGGCUUACAAAUUACAAGUCAUUCCGUAUUGGAAAUUCAAAAAUGUAACUCUACAAAACCAAUUGAUAAAUGUCCAUUCAAUGAUUUGGAGUCUGCUUUUGUGAGGAUUAAAGUGGUGCACAGUAAGCUAUUAUCAAUUAGCAUUAUUAUUACUGGUUGGAUAUAUUUCUUUGCAUGGAGUAUAUCAUUUUAUCCACAAAUAAUUCUUAAUUUUACUAGGAAAAGUGUUAUUGGAUUAAAUUUUGAUUUUUUGUUACUAAAUAUUAUUGGCUUCACAUGCUAUACAUCUUACAAUGUUUUGAUGUAUUUUGAUACAUAUAUUCAGGAAUUAUAUGAACAUAAUUAUCCUCAUAGUUUAAUUCCCGUCUUAUUAAAUGAUGUUGUAUUUGCUACACAUGCACUUUUUGCAUGUCUUAUCACUGCUCUACAAUGCUUUCUCUAUGAUCGUGGUAAUCAGCGUAUUUCAUAUACUUGUUGGAGUAUUGCAACUUUAUUUGGACUAAUUGCUGGAGUAACAUUACUAUUAACAGCAUUUGAAAUAAUGAAUCCAUUACAGUACAUUAUGUGUUUAUCAUAUAUUAAAAUGGCUGUUACUGUAUGUAAAUAUUUUCCACAGGCGUUUAUGAAUUUUCGACGAAGAAGUACGAUUGGAUGGUCAAUAGGAAAUGUUUUAUUGGAUUUUUUGGGUGGAUCGAUGGAUAUUACACAAAUGAUUUUGCAAGGAGCAAAUACAGACGACUGGUCAAUAUUUUAUGGAAAUCCAGUGAAACUUGGUCUUGGUUUGGUAUCAAUGAUAUUCGAUGUAAUCUUUAUGGUGCAACAUUAUUGUCUUUAUCGAAAUUCUGGUGAAGAUGGUGCAAAGGAAAAUGGUAGUAAACCAAAUAUGGAACUACCGUUACAACUAUCACCAUUAUCGUUAUCGAUGCCGUGA
Messenger RNA from Brugia malayi, 1140 nucleotides. RefSeq lists its product as uncharacterized. Gene Ontology annotation, cellular component: lysosomal membrane. Bases 1 to 1140 code for a protein of 379 amino acids. Gene Ontology annotation, molecular function: L-cystine transmembrane transporter activity. Gene Ontology annotation, biological process: L-cystine transport. The record is from RefSeq and is a predicted model, not a curated record. The transcript has 9 exons. Lineage: Eukaryota; Metazoa; Nematoda; Chromadorea; Rhabditida; Onchocercidae.